Messenger RNA from Hevea brasiliensis (rubber tree), 920 nucleotides. RefSeq lists its product as uncharacterized. The record is from RefSeq and is a predicted model, not a curated record. NCBI's taxonomy places the organism in Eukaryota, Viridiplantae, Streptophyta, Magnoliopsida, Malpighiales, Euphorbiaceae. The transcript is spliced from 3 exons. The coding region runs from base 98 to 715 and encodes 205 amino acids.
CUCCAUUCAAAUUCAAACCCUCUUUAUCACCCACUCCCUGUGCCAUACUCUCAUUUUCUCAUCUCACAGACAACUAAAAUUCAAAGCUGCUUCUAAAAUGCACAAGGUCCAAUCCCCGGUCACCGGGGACCAGAAACUCCGUCCAAAUUGUGGCCGUAAACCUCUGCAACCGAGGAACUCGCUGGCCAAUCCACUAACCGAGAUUCAAAUUCUAAAGCCGAAGAAAGAGUGGAUUGAGAUUUCGUUGGCUAGUGAAUCGAACAAGGAGAACCAUCCGAUCUGUACGGCGACGCCAACAAAGCUCGUGAUUGAGCCGUUGGAUGCGUCGCUAGCGGAGGAACUGAGCGCGAUCAGGAAGAAGAUAGAGAGAUUGAGACUUGACAGACAGAAAACAGAGAAAAUGUUGAAUGAGAGGGAGAAGGUACUGGAUAUGCAAAUGAAGGAGCUGGAGCAGAGAGGAGAGAUUCAGAAAAAGCUCGAGAUCGAGGUGGAUAGACUCUACAGAUUGAAGGAACUCCAAUCUUGCUCUAUGAGAAUUUCUCCAAUGCGUUCGCUGAGAGAGAAGGAACAUGAGAAGAAGAUUCCUCAAGAGCAUUGCCAGGGAAAGAAACCAGAGGAAAUGGAGGAAUCGGCGAGUGGAAGCAGACUGAUGAGUCCGUGUUUGAGUUCGAGCUCAAGUUCAAAUUCGAUUUCUUCGCAGCUUGUGGCAUUGUAAUGAUGUUUCUCUCUUUCUUCAGUUCGACAUUUGCAGGUUCUCCCUUAUGAUUUGAUUUUGUCUCCCUUUUUUUAAAAAAAAAAUUUUUUGCUUCAUGUCACUUCUACAGUAUUUCAUUGUAGAAUUUGGUAAAGAAGCAAAUAUUACACCAGUUAUUCUCAAUGUUGACAUGAUUAGGACUUUAAGAUUCCCAAAUUCCAAUGCU